AUGAAUGAAUCAGAUGAUGACACUCCUGCCCUUGAUACUCAAGUAUUCUCUCCUAAUCUGACAAAAGAGAAAGAAACAAGUGAGUCACCUGCUGAGAGGCCAUCCAAUCCUAAUCAAGAUGGAAAACCAGAUGAUGAGAUUGUGAGAGAGAAAUUAACAAGGGAGUCACCUGCUGCUCAGAGUCAAGUUUCGCAGAAAGAAACAGUGGAAAUGAAUGAGACACCUUCUUCUCCAAUAGCUCCAAAGAGUAUUGAAACUCCCGUUUAUACUCCAAGUCAGACUCAGCAGAUUGAGAGAGAGCCAUCGGAUGACACGCCUGCCCUUGAUAGUCAAAUUUUCACUCCUAAUCUGACAAAAGAGAUUGUGAUUGAGUCACCUGCUGCUUCGCAAAAAGAAACACUGGAAAUGAAUGAGACACCUUCUUCUCCAAUAUCUCCAAAGAGUAUUGAGGCUCAAGUUUUUACUCCAAUUCAGAAACAGCAGACGGUAACAGAGGGAACGUAUGAGGCUACAAAACCAUUAACUGAGAUCAUUUUAGCAAACAAUAAAAAGGAGGAUACACAUGCUGUGCAUCACACACCUUCCUCUCCAUUGUCUUCACUAAUUGCACUAGUUAUUGAAGAAAAUAAGAAUGCUUUGAGUGAGACAGAAACUGCGACCCAAUAUUUUUCUCCAAGUGAGGGAGAGGAGACACAAUCAAGCAGAAAGAAUCAAGCAGAAGAAAAUCUCAAGGAUACUACAAAACAUACAACUGAGCUAGUUUCCACAGAUGUUUCGAAGACACAGCCUCUUACACAGCCUCUUACUCAGCAAACACAACACCUUCAGACAAGUGAGGGAGAGCAAUCCGAUGAGACACCAUCAGAGCAGAAUCAAGCAGAAGAAAAUCUCAAGGAUACUACAGAACCUACUACUGAGCUAGUUUCCACAGAGCCUACUACUGAACCUACUACUGAGCAUGUUUCGAAGAUACCGCCUAUUACUCAGAAAACAGAGCAUCUUCAGACAAGUGCUAUAGAUUUUUCAGAAACAAACGAGGUUGAAGUAAGCAGGCUUCUAGCUCACUUUCAAAUAGGCGCAGAGGUUGAGAUUUUGUCUACUGAUGACGAAAUAUGGUAUCCAGGAAAGGUUGUUGAUCUUAAACUGUGUGAAGGACUAGAGGAGCUGACAGUUGAGUACACGACACUCUUCGCAGACCAACAUAGACUUCAGAAACUUCAGGAUACUAUCACGGCUGACAAAAUACGUCCUGCAACACCAACUAGUGACCAAAAAUCCUUUGAGAUGAUGGAUAAGGUAGAAGUCUUUUACAACAAUGGCUGGAGCAGCGGACAAAUUAGCAUGGUACUUGGUGAUAACACAUACUCGGUGUGUCUCUAUACUUCUAUGGAAACUAUUCUAUUCAAACAUUCAGAUUUGCGAAUUCAUAGAGAAUGGAAAGAUGGAGUCUGGAAGAUGGCAGAUAAGGUGAAGCCUGAUAAGAAAAGGAAAGCUGCUGCCUCAUCACAAAAUUCAGGAAUGGAUAAUGUUUUCCUAAGAAGGAGCGAGAGGGUGCCUAAACGAUCUAGAGACACAAAAACUCCAUUCAAGUCUGAAAGAAAUCCGGCUUUAACUGUAAUACAUGAGAUUAUACCUGCAGUUGAUCCGUUUUCAACUCCUGCGGAACAUAAGCUUUCAAGGCUUCAAAAUUGGAUGACAUUAAAGCCCGGCAUGCAUGAAACGUCCCUAUCAAUCAAUGAUAAUAAGAUAAGGAAAUCUUUCUUUCAAAGCAUGGAAAAUGCAAAAAAGGACCUUAAGAAAGAGCACAUUGAUGGAGCCUUUGCAAUGCUAAAUUGCAGAAGAAAUGAGAAUGCUGCUUGGUUCCACAACUACAAGAUUCCAAAGGCGUGCUUCCUACCUAUGGAGUUCUUGCAUUGCUUGCUCUCUCAUGAUUUGGCUUACAAGAAAGAAAAGGUCAAAGGUAAAAAGAUUUUCAACGAUUUAUUUAAAGAUAUUGUAAGAGGGAAGGUAUAUCCAGAGAAGACAUGGGGAGAAGAUGUUGAUGUUGUGUAUGGGAUUACUCUUGGAAAAAAAAGCAAUGUCUGGAUUGGGAUGGAAAUUCAUUUGAAGAAGAAAAGAAUCACAGUAUAUGAUUGUUUUCAAAAGGAAAGCAACAGCAUUGAUAUUCCUCAAGUGAAAAAGUUGGCAGUGUUGAUUUCUGAUCUGCUGGUGGAAUCUUCUGGUGAUGAGGUAGAUAAAGUGAAGAUGAUUCCAUUUGAGGUUGAGCAGGCACAAGGUUUACCCAAGACAAAACAUCCUUUCAACUGUGGGAUAUUUCUUGUCAAGAUUCUGGAGUGCCAGUCAUUGAAGAUAGGAGACAUGACAAAGAUUAAUGAUGACAAUGCAUUGGAGCUAAGGAGAACCUUGUCUUGUGAGAUCUUCAACCAAUUUGUGGAUGAGAGCUUUGGGAAAUGAGAAUGAUGCAUCAAAACAUUUUUUGUUUUAGUUAAGACUCGGUUUUAGUUAUGACUGUUUUAUUUUGUUAUGUUGUUGGCGUCUGGUUACAUAAGAAAGAUUGGAAGGAUAUCAAGUAUUUUUUUGGGUCAUAUAUCUUGGAAGGUUAAAUAAUGUUUCUGGAUGGGUUUCCAGAAAAAAUUGUAAGCUUAAAAUUGUGAUGUUUACAGACAAAAAAAAAAAAAAUUUAGAUCCAAAAAGGAUCGAACACAGAGGGAGAGAGUUUGCGUAUUUGGAUAGUGUGGGAUUUUAGCCACUAGGCAAAGAAGAAUCAUCUGUUAAAGGAUUACAUUUAAUUGUAUUUAACUCUAAACUAUAACACAAAAAAAAAUUAAAAUUGAUUUUGAAUCCACCACUUAUCGAACCCGGGGAUAGAGAGACUUUUGUGUUAUGAAAUGCCUCGGUUUAACCGCUGGUCUGAAGUGAAUCAUCUGUUAAAGAAUAUUACAUAAGCAUACUUAAACCAAUUAAUAUAGGAUAGGUUUCCAAAACCAAUACAUUUCGAUUGGAAAAAGACAAAACUUUUGCCGUCUCAACACUCUCGCCGUUUCUAACUUCUCGAAUCUCACUCGUCUCCGCCUCUCGAAUCUCUCUCUCAUCUCCAUAUCUCUCGAUCUCCGACGAAAACCCAUCUCCAGAACUCUCUCUCUCUCGAUCUUUUACGCGAGCUCUCUCUAUUCUCCGAGAAAAACCAUUUCUAGAGCUCUAUCUCUUUAAGGUAUGUUGCAGAUUCAACCUUAUGUGUGUUUUCUUUCUGAGAGAUUGGUCUCCUGGUUUUUGCUUGUGUAUAGACUUGCUCGUUUUAACCUAAUAUGAUUGGUAGAAUUCUAGUUCAUGUGAAAGCAUGUGUAUAGACUUCAGGAAGGAUUUGUAUUGUUUCAGGAAACCCUUCCUGCAGAUUCAACCUUAUGUGUGUUUUCUUUCUGAGAGAUUGGUCUCCUGGUUUUUGCUUGUGUAUUGACUUGCUCGUUUUAACCUAAUAUGAUUGGUAGAAUUCUAGUUCAUGUGAAAGCAUGUGUAUAGACUUCAGGAAGGAUUUGUAUUGUUUCAGGAAACCCUUCCUGAAACAAGAUGGGAGAUCCAUUACCAUUAAGACUAGCACUGCCUGAGCUGAGAUAUCCGAUUGGAUCAGAGCCAGAGAAGACGAUAUCGAUAAACCAACACUCGAUAGUUGCUUAUAUCAAAACUGUUAAGGAAAUUCUAGGAAAUGAUGAGUUCAACAGAAUAAGAGGGACGUUUUUGGGUCCGGUGAUCAAGCUUGGAGAGAGGUCUUUGAAAUUAUCAGCUAAGAUAGUGCACGCAGUUCUCACCAAAAGCAUCAAGACAGUGAAGAGACACGAAUCCUGGUUCCAUUUUGGUGCUCAGCCAAUGAGGUUCUCUAUAAGAGAAUUCCACAUGGUGACUGGUUUGAAAUGUAGUGGUGAAGCAAGAGAACCACGAGAGGAAACCGAGAGAUUUAAGUGGGACUUUCUAAAAGGGCGUACUCAUACAGUAAAGGAUGUGGAGAAGCAGCUCAGAAACACAAGAGAAGAUGCUUCUGAUGAGAGAUUCUGCCUUGCAAUGCUCCUCCUGAUUGAGAGCAUACUACUACAGAAGAGCCUUCUCGACGGUGGCACAACUUUUACUUUGGAUUAUGUGAAAAUAGCGCAGGAUAUGGAUGUCUUGAUGACAUACCCAUGGGGGAGAACAGCUUAUAAUUUGCUGUUAAAAUCACUUCAGAGAGCUGUCGACAAAAGCCUCGACAAAAACAAUUAUGAUUUGCAAGGAUUCCCUAUGGCAUUUCUUAUAUGGAUACUUGAGUCAGUACCUUUGCUACAGUAUGCAUUCAGUCAAGUGGUUCCUAUUCUGAGCGUUCAACCGUCUACCCCAAUAUUUUUGUGUGAGAAGUACCUUCAAAUAGCUUCUCCACAGCUGAUAGAUGUUCUCCUAAUUGAAAUCAAAGAUCAUGUUAGUUUUUACAUUAUUUUUUUCUUGUUUCUGUUUUGCCUUAUGAUUCUCCAUUUAAAAGCUAAUUAUUUUUUUGGUUUCAGCUUAAGGUCAUAUGCAUCCUACCUCCUAUUCCUAAUGAUCCAGAAGCUGAUGUUUGCAUGGAAGACGAAGCUAAUAAAGAUCUGGAUGACAUGGCCGAUUUAUCCAAGAGAGGUUAUAAGUUUAAAAUUAGAGAUUGGCGAAACAUGUCAGUAGACCUAUACGGUGCUAAUGAACAAAUAAGAAGAGCA
Brassica napus (rape) is the source of this 4712-nucleotide messenger RNA. RefSeq lists its product as uncharacterized. Bases 1 to 2454 code for a protein of 817 amino acids. Gene Ontology annotation, molecular function: cysteine-type peptidase activity. The record is from RefSeq and is a predicted model, not a curated record. The transcript has 13 exons. Lineage: Eukaryota; Viridiplantae; Streptophyta; Magnoliopsida; Brassicales; Brassicaceae. Gene Ontology annotation, biological process: proteolysis.